AUGGAGAACAAAGCAGCCCCCGGGGUUCCUUACUUCACCCCGGCCCAAGAGCCACCGGCCGGAACCCCGCUCAAGGCCGAUUCCGCCCCGACGCUGUUCAAGCCUCUUCGCACUCGUGGCGUUGAGCAGCAGAAUCGCUUUGUCGUUUCUCCUAUGUGUACUUACUCCGCCAAGGAUGGUCACUUAACAGAUUUUCAUCUUGUUCAUCUUGGCCAGUUCGCUCUACAAGGUGCUGGCCUCGUCUUUGUUGAGGCCACCGCAGUUGAACCUCGGGGUCGGAUCAGUCCUGAGGACUCUGGUCUCUGGGAGGAUAGUCAAAUCGUCCCUCUGAAGCGUAUCACAGACUUCAUCCAUAGCCAAAACACCAAAGCUGCCAUCCAACUCGCUCAUGUAGGCUCAUUAUUUAAGGAGAAGCCUCAACCGAGCACAGUUGCGCCUUGGAUCGGCGGUACCGUAAACAAAGCACUUGCUACCAAAGAGGUCGGCGGCUGGCCAGAUGAUAUUGUCGCCCCCAGUGCUAUCCCGUUUGCUGAAGACUUUGGAACACCUCACGAGCUGACGACGGAGGAGAUCAAGCAUCUUGUGCAGAAAUGGAAGGACUCCGCUAUAAGAGCCGUCAAGGCUGGCUUUGAUGUCAUUGAGAUCCACGCGGCUCACGGUUACCUCUUGCACCAGUUCCUUUCGCCUCUCUCCAACAAACGAACGGACCAGUACGGAGGUAGCUUUGAGAACCGUGCUCGUCUCCUCUUCGAGAUCAUUGAAGCUAUUCGCGCUGUUGUUCCCGAGGAGAUGCCCGUCUGGGUGCGGAUCUCUGCUACCGAGUGGAUGGAGUGGAAUGACGAGCCAUCCUGGGAUCUCGAGAGCAGUAUUCAGCUCGCAAAACAGCUUCCUGACGCAGGAGUUGACGUGCUUGACAUCAGCAGUGGAGGCAACUUGAAGGCGCAAAAGAUCAAGGCCCAUCAAACGGUCCAGACCGACCUGGCAGGCAAGAUCCACGAUGCCGUCCGUGCUGACGGAAAAGAGCUUCUGAUUGGAACUGUUGGUUACAUCACAGAUGGUCCAUUUGCUCGUUCACUCGUCCAGGAGAACGAGGAUCCCAAGGCUGAUCUCGUGCUUGCUGCAAGACAGUUCCUCAGGGAGCCCGACUUUGUUCUCAGUGCUGCUCAUCAGCUGAACGUUGAUGUCAAGUGGCCGAUUCAGUAUCACCGUGCACCACCUAAACCUCGAGGACCUCACAGCAAGUAG
This is a messenger RNA of Fusarium fujikuroi IMI 58289, 1245 nucleotides long. RefSeq names its product related to flavin oxidoreductase. The transcript is spliced from 3 exons. The record is from RefSeq and is a predicted model, not a curated record. Gene Ontology annotation, cellular component: intracellular anatomical structure. Lineage: Eukaryota; Fungi; Ascomycota; Sordariomycetes; Hypocreales; Nectriaceae. Bases 1 to 1245 code for a protein of 414 amino acids. Gene Ontology annotation, molecular function: FMN binding; NADP binding; NADPH dehydrogenase activity.